AUGUCAGGAGAUAAUGACCAAGAACUUCUUGAUGCCUGGAUGAAAUGUAACGAGCUUGCUCAGCACACUACUUGGAACCCGGCCCAACGCGCUGCCCUCAUUGGCUUGGCCAAAGAAAUCAAAGUCAAUUUCAAGAAUUCAGAUGAUGAAGCUGGACAACCAUUGCAAACUCGGGCACCCAACCAGCAAACACAACCAAACUCUUUGGCUCCCACAGGUCAAGAACCAAGCCGCCUGGCUGAAGGAUCCAGUCACCCAGCCCAACAGCCAAGUUGCCCAGCCCAAGGACCAACUCACCUGGCCAAAGAACCCAGUUGCCCAGCCAAAAAAACCAGUCACCUGGCCAAAAAAACCAGUCACCUGGCCAAAGAACCCAGUCGCCCGGCCCAAUGA
Molecule: messenger RNA, 393 nt
Organism: Puccinia triticina
Lineage: Eukaryota; Fungi; Basidiomycota; Pucciniomycetes; Pucciniales; Pucciniaceae
Exons: 2
Coding region: 1-393 (130 amino acids)
Source: RefSeq, a predicted model, not a curated record